Mugil cephalus (flathead mullet) is the source of this 1314-nucleotide messenger RNA. RefSeq lists its product as uncharacterized. The coding region runs from base 34 to 1146 and encodes 370 amino acids. The transcript is spliced from 5 exons. The record is from RefSeq and is a predicted model, not a curated record. NCBI's taxonomy places the organism in Eukaryota, Metazoa, Chordata, Actinopteri, Mugiliformes, Mugilidae.
GUCACAUUCGUCCUCCUAACUCUCCUCACUUGGAUGGUGUCAUCGGACACAUGGCUCAGCUUGGGCCGGUGGGCUGAGCUCAGUCAGUACGGGCGCUGCGAAGAAGCAAAGGCCUCCAGUACAACACAUAAAAGCUCUGUCAUUUAUGAGACAACAAAUCUGUCACGGCAGAGAUCUUCUGAAAUCAGUGGAGAGACAAUCACAAAAGACCAUACUCUGUUUCCAGGUGUACCUUUGAGUUGUCUGCUCUUCAGUGGUUGUGUGAAUGUGUUGCAAAGAGCUGAGGGAAACGGGCAUGUCGGCAAAUGUAAAAUGCUGCAGUUUGCUGUAUAUUUCCCGUCUAAGACCGGCUGCCCUCUCGUUAAGACGGAGAUAACGCCUGGUAACCACGGCACAAAUAUGUGUCUGCUCCUGAGGUCCAUGACUCGCUGUGCCCACAUCACAGCCCUGGUGUACCAAUGGAGAACAAAACGUUGUGCCUGCACCUGCAAGAUGCCAUCCAUGUUCUACUCAACAUCAGCAGGCUGCGUCGGCGUUGUGCAGCCUGCAGACUCCGACAGAUGGGUUGGACGGUUUUGUCUGGCAGCUGUGUUGCUGCUUUCAGUCUACACGAGACUAACGCGACGUGACAGUGACUCCUCAACUGGGAUGCUUUUUACCCUGACGCUGCGCAGCUUUUCACCAUCAGUCACCGUCUACCGGCAGUCUGAGCGGUCCAUCAUAGCUGUCUGCCUCUCUUGUGCUCUGAGGAGAACUGUGCAUGUGUUGAUUGCGUGCAGGGCUGCUCAUACUGUCAUGAAACGGUUUCGUCCCAGACAGCAGCAUUUUAGGAUUCUUCCUGUCACUGUGUUGUUUCUCUGGCUGACGUUUUGUUCACCUCUUGGACUUGAAAGCGUGAAAAAUGUGUCUAGGGACGGACUUGUGGAGUAUGUGGAAUCAACACAAAGAGCAUGUGUGUUGGCGCAGACAGAGGUGCUGGCUGCUUUGUGUUCCAUGCUGGUCUUACUCACCACUUUGCUACAGUCUGUCUUGACAAAACUAAAUGUUUUGAGUGUGCUCUUUCACGUGCAGCUGGUCACCUGCCUGCAGGAUUCAGUGGUGCCAAGAAAGUACAUACUCAUCGUCAAGAUCAGCAGGUUCAUUUAACGUGACGUUCAAAGCGGCCUUCACAAAUGUGGAUAAUGAAGUGACGAGAUGGUUGAGUAAAAUGGAACUGCAUUUGAGAUGAUUUUUAAUUUGUCAAUACUUUAUUUCAUUGUAACUUCAUCACAUUUUUCUUUCAAAAUUGUUUUAGAAUUUUUGUAACUGCAAAUA